Neurospora tetrasperma FGSC 2508 is the source of this 2102-nucleotide messenger RNA. RefSeq lists its product as uncharacterized. Gene Ontology annotation, molecular function: DNA-binding transcription factor activity, RNA polymerase II-specific; zinc ion binding. The record is from RefSeq and is a predicted model, not a curated record. The coding region runs from base 1 to 2094 and encodes 697 amino acids. Gene Ontology annotation, biological process: regulation of DNA-templated transcription. NCBI's taxonomy places the organism in Eukaryota, Fungi, Ascomycota, Sordariomycetes, Sordariales, Sordariaceae. The transcript is spliced from 5 exons.
AUGCCCGACGACACAGGGUCUCGUCAUAGCCAUGGAACCACUCCGUCUUUCCGCACCAUCUUCGCUGCACUUCAUCGCCGAUUUACUCACAAAUCUUUUACAAGCUCGCCAGCCUCCUCAAAUGGCACAGUUCUCCCACCGUCUUUGCCAGGCACAAGUCUGAGGAAAGAGCGCGGUGCCAUCGCCGCUCAGGCCUGCGAUACCUGCAGGGCUCGCAAGCAGAGAUGUGACGAGCAAAGACCAAAGUGCGGCACUUGCCAGAGAUUCAAUGUCGAGUGUCACUACAGGGAACCACAGCCUACAAAGAAGGACAAGACGCUGGUAGAAAUCCUGGAUAGGCUCAAGGUCCUAGAUGUUCUCAAUGUCCUCGAGAACAAGAUUGACCACUUGAGUUGGCGCAUGGACCAUUUAGUGGCCACAUGUCAUCCCAAUACAAACUCGACGACGACGGCAACUCACCUCGCCCCUCCUCCCCCUCUCACCACUUCCACUGGACAUUCCGUUGGCAUCCAUGGAGUACAUCCUGCCGUAGCACACCACCACUCGCCAGAAGGACUGUCUAAUGGGGGGCCUCAUGCGCUCCCCAAUAUUGCUUCGCUCACUGAGGAUCACUAUCAAUAUGUGUCUGCUGUGCAUCAGAUGCUGGCGUGGCCGGCAAUACAAGGCCACCUGGCGACCGUUCAGCCCAAAUGCCCUACCCGUAACCUCAAGUCGGUUGCGACUGACGGUCCGGCCAUGGCACUUGGUGCUCAUCUCCCAAUGGACCACACUAUACCCAUAAGCGUGCAAACUGGCGAAAACUAUAAUCUUGGGCCUGUCUCGGCCCCAAUAUCAGCCUUUGGAUUGGAUUGGGACAUCAUGCAAACGUUGAGCAAGGCCUACUUUGACACCAUUAGCCUCCUGCAUCCUAUCUUGGACCGCCAUACCUUUUUAACUCAAACACUUCCGACUUUGUUCAAGAACGGAAUCGAUCACAGACUACAGUCCACCAUUGCCUUUCUCGUCUUUGCUCUAGGCGAGGUUGCUCUAGGUAACUAUAGGGGUGCACCCAUCAAUGCGCACGGAGGGAGGCCGAGCGGUAUGAGGGGAGGUUCCAAAAGUCACCCACCUGGCAUCACGCUGUUCAACGAAGCGAGGAAACGUUUGGGCUUUAGUGUUGCCGAGACGAGCCUCGAGAUGGUACAGGCAUACACGUUAGCUAGGAUCCGCCAUAUGGCAACGGAUCUCGAGCGCUGGCGUAGCUACCUUCCCUCUAACCUACAAUGGCAAGAAGACACACCCGGCGCCUUUCCGUCGAGCGCAACCGCCUACAACGGCCCAAGCAUCUACAGCCCCGUCACGACAGCAACGGCAACUACGACCACGAACAGCACCCCGGCUGUCUCUCCCAUGCUUCCAACUCCCCAAGAAGGCACCACGUUCAUGAACUCCGUCAGCCCGGGCGUUAGCAGGGUCUCCAUGGCCGGAAGCGGCGUCAUGCCACAAGCCUUAGCCAAUGUCGCAGCUUCCGGCCUUCGCUCCCCCCCAAUGUCCCACCAACAGCCGAUUCUCAACUCCGGCCUUGGUCCCCAACAUCAACCAGUGCCUCAACCACAAAUGUUCACGGCCGACCUCGACGCCCCUCCUAUCCGCUAUCCGUAUGCCCACGACGUGCAGGUAGCCCUGCUCCGCUCCCGCUACUACUACGCCAAGUACCUCAUCCACCGCCCUUUCCUCUACAAAGCCCUGCACCACCCGGACGCCAUGAUGCAAGAAGACGCCAUCGGCGCCGCCGAGUGUCUCAAGGCCUCGCUCAAGUGGCCCAUUGCCAUGUCCCCCUCGUCUCUGCAAAAGCGGUUCGUGCCCUGCCCUUUCUUCUUCACGCAGAAUUUCUUUGGGAUCUUGGUUCUUCUGCAUUUGGUUCUGAGCGACAAGGUGCCGAUUCUGACCAAGAUCAAGGAUACGCUGUGUGGAGGAGAGAGGUUCGAGUUGGAGGCCAAGAAGACAGUGGAGCUGUAUGUGGAUUGGAUUCGGGAUCUGAAGGAUGUAGAGCCGAGUGCGGUUUGGGAUUGGGAUGUUGUCUGUGCCAUGUAUGGAUUGGAGGGGAAUGGGUAAUGGUAGAG